This is a messenger RNA of Juglans regia (Persian walnut), 393 nucleotides long. RefSeq lists its product as uncharacterized. The record is from RefSeq and is a predicted model, not a curated record. The coding region runs from base 1 to 393 and encodes 130 amino acids. The transcript is spliced from 2 exons. Lineage: Eukaryota; Viridiplantae; Streptophyta; Magnoliopsida; Fagales; Juglandaceae.
AUGGUGCAGCAAGCCCAAUUUAGUGGAUCACCACUUGAUGAUCCCAAUAUUCAUUUGGCCAUGUUCUUCAAGAUUUGUGACACUGUAAAGAUCAAUGGUGUUACUGAAUACACCAUUAGACUGAGAUUAUUUCCUUUCUCUUUAAGGGACAAGAAUGGGUUAAAUGGGCAAACUCGGACCAUAAUUGAUGUUGCUCCUGGUGGAACUUUGAUGUCAAAGACAGCUGAGGGUGCUACCUAUCUUUUAGAAGAGAUGGCCUCAAACAACUAUCAAUGGCCAACUAAAAGAACUAUGGAUAAGAAAGUUGUUGGGAUUCAUGAAUUGGAGCCGUUAGCAGCCCUUUCAGCUCAAGUUGCUACUCUAUCCCAUCAGAUUUCAGCUUUGACAACCUAA